GAAUAGAAAGGAGAGCGAAAUGAAGACCGCGGUGGAGCUGUCUUCAGUCGAGGAGCGGCCGACAACUGAGGAGAGGGAGAGAAUGGAGGAGAGUAGAGGCGCCGCUGGCGGUGUUGAGGUUCCAAAGUCUGUGGAGGAGGAGGUUGAUGAGAGGUGGAUUCCGCAGCCGGAACAGGAUAAUAACCCGAAAGAGGGGAUCCAGUUGUGA
Meloidogyne enterolobii is the source of this 208-nucleotide messenger RNA. NCBI's taxonomy places the organism in Eukaryota, Metazoa, Nematoda, Chromadorea, Rhabditida, Meloidogynidae. The record is from the annotation of a GenBank genome assembly.